AGGCUGACAAUUGGAAACAUUAGCCAAACACAAACUACACAAGUACACAAACAUUAACAUAAAUACACCAGCAAAAUAGGAGUAAUUGAGAAGCAAAAUGUCUUGCAUCCUUCAUUCCUCAAUCUCAGUAUUGGGUUUUAGCAGAUAUUCUAAGCAUUAUUUGUUGAAGAAAUCACCCAACUUUCAUUCUUGCUCUUUCUCUUCUUCGUCCAAUUCUCAAGACUCAGAAGAUGAUGAAUUUUUCUCUGAUGGGGAUCAAAGUUCAUCUUCUCUGAUUUUGGUGGAGAGAUACAGCAAUGGCGCUUCCAAGAGGUAUAUUCUGGAUGGAGAGUCAAGUAAGCAAACACUGCUUGAGCAAUACAAUACUGUAAAUGAUAAGCUGCACAAUCCAGAUUUUGUUACCAACUUGAACUGGCUUCCUGAUAGCAUUAAAGAUUUCAUUUUGCCUGCUGGAUUUCCAGAAUCAGUAUCCGAUGAUUAUUUGGAUUAUAUGUUAUGGCAGUUCCCUACCAAUGUCACUGGAUGGAUGUGUAAUGCCUUGGUUACAUCAAGCUUACUUAAGGCAUUUGGUGUCGGUUCUUUCUCAGGAAGUGCGGCUGCGGCAUCUGCUGCUGCAAUAAGAUGGGUGUCAAAGGAUGGCAUUGGAGCUGUUGGCCGACUAAUCAUUGGUGGACGGUUUGGAAAUCUGUUUGAUGAUGACCCAAAACAAUGGCGAAUGUAUGCCGACUUCAUUGGCAGUGCUGGAAGCAUUUUUGAUAUUACCACUCAGCUGUAUCCGGCAUAUUUCCUGCCACUUGCGUCUCUUGGAAAUCUUGCUAAGGCUGUUGCUAGAGGCCUAAAAGAUCCUUCAUUCCGGGUGAUUCAGAAUCAUUUUGCAAUGGUAGGAAACCUUGGAGAUGUAUCAGCUAAGGAGGAAGUAUGGGAAGUUGGUGCUCAAUUUAUUGGGCUGGCUUUAGGUAUAUUCAUUCUGGAUACACCGGGCCUGGUGAAAUCAUAUCCUGCUUUGUUAUCCACAUGGAUGAGCAUACGCCUUUUUCACCUUUGGCUACGUUAUCAAUCUCUAUCAGUCCUGCAAUUCAAAACGAUAAAUCUCAAACGUGCUCGUAUUUUGGCGAAAGCGCACGUGUUGCAUUCCAGAGCUCUUGGAUGCAUUGAUUGCAAUAGAGAAGAAAACAUUUUAGUGUGGCAGAGGUUCCUAAGACCGCGAAUGAUCUUUGGUGUUCCUUUUAGUGAGGUGAUUGCUGUUGAGAAGUCGUCUUCCAUGGUGAAGAUCUUGAAACUUUACACUAAGGAGAAAUAUGUGCUUACAGUACAUAAUUGGCAAACGAGAGAUUUCGAGGUUUUAGUCUCUUUCAAGGUGCUACAAGUUUGUCAGUCUUGCAAAGUGUAUGGCAGGCUUACUGGCUCCAUGAACAUUGGGAUCAUUCUGUUGACGUUAUUAAAGCAUUGGAGGAAAGCUUGAUAAAUUUGGAGCAAAGAUUUGACAGUUUCAUGGAGUUGCUCGAGGAGGCCGGAUGGAAUACACAGAAACUUAAUCUAAAUGUACCCAAAGAACCGUUCAUUGAGUUCGAUGACGACUUGAACAGUUAAUUGUAGUGAGAGUUGAAGCAAACUAUAGUUCAAUUCUUCACCGGAGACCCUUAGACAGCGGCUAUGCCAACAACUUAGAUGGUGGAGCGUUGAUGACAAGGGAAGCUACGAAGUUUAUGAAACGAUAUGAAUUGGAAAUGGAAUCGUCAUCAGGUACUUCUGAAACGACCCCUUCACCCCAAGUCUAAGCUAUAGAGAACAUAGAAGGGAGACAACAAUCGAUGAAUGCUCGUCGUGUUUCUGUAUCUUAGAGAUUGGAUCUUGUGUUUUUCACUCAAAUUUGAACAAUAGGCUUUUUGUCAUCAAAAUCCCUGUAUGACUUUACAUAUGCAAAGAAUAUCUAAAAUUUUGCCAUUGAAUGUUCA
Beta vulgaris subsp. vulgaris (sugar beet) is the source of this 1955-nucleotide messenger RNA. RefSeq names its product protein root UVB sensitive 5. Lineage: Eukaryota; Viridiplantae; Streptophyta; Magnoliopsida; Caryophyllales; Amaranthaceae. Bases 98 to 1462 code for a protein of 454 amino acids. The transcript has 15 exons. The record is from RefSeq and is a predicted model, not a curated record.